Gekko japonicus is the source of this 1450-nucleotide messenger RNA. Its product is annotated as beta-arrestin-1. The transcript has 15 exons. The record is from RefSeq and is a predicted model, not a curated record. The coding region runs from base 1 to 1245 and encodes 414 amino acids. Gene Ontology annotation, molecular function: G protein-coupled receptor binding. Gene Ontology annotation, biological process: G protein-coupled receptor internalization; signal transduction; visual perception. Lineage: Eukaryota; Metazoa; Chordata; Lepidosauria; Squamata; Gekkonidae.
AUGGAUGGGCAGCUCGCGGAGGACGGCCAAAAAGUUUUUAAGAAGGCCAGUCCCAACGGGAAGCUCACAGUCUACCUGGGCAAGAGGGACUUUGUGGACCACAUAGACGUUGUCGAUUCAGUGGACGGCGUGGUGCUGGUGGACCCGGAAUAUUUGAAAGAAAGGAAAGUUUUUGUGACGCUGACAUGCGCCUUCCGCUAUGGCCGGGAGGACCUGGACGUCCUGGGGCUGACCUUCCGGAAGGAUCUUUUCGUCGCCAACAUCCAGGCCUUCCCCCCUGUCGCCGAAGAGAAGAAGCCCCUGACGCGACUCCAGGAACGGCUGAUUAAGAAGCUCGGGGAGCAGGCGUACCCUUUCACCUUCGAGAUCCCCCCCAGCCUCCCCUGUUCCGUGACGCUUCAGCCCGGCCCCGAAGACACAGGAAAGGCGUGUGGUGUCGACUAUGAGGUGAAAGCCUUCUGCGCGGAGAAUCCAGAGGAGAAGAUCCACAAGAGGAACUCCGUGCGCUUGGUGAUCCGCAAAGUCCAGUAUGCACCGGAGCGGCCGGGACCCCAGCCCAUGGCAGAGACCACCAGGCAGUUCCUCAUGUCGGACAAACCCCUGCACCUGGAGGCAUCCCUGGACAAGGAGAUUUACUACCACGGAGAGCCGAUCAACGUUAAUGUCCACGUAACAAACAACACCAACAAAACAGUGAAGAAGAUUAAAAUCUCAGUGCGCCAGUACGCAGACAUCUGCCUGUUCAACACCGCCCAGUACAAGUGCCCGGUUGCCGUGGAGGAAUCUGACGAUGUGGUGGCGCCGAGUUCAACGUUCUGCAAGGUCUACACGCUGACCCCGUUCCUCGCCAGCAACCGGGAAAAGCGCGGCCUGGCCUUGGACGGCAAGCUGAAGCACGAGGACACCAACCUGGCUUCCAGCACGUUGCUGCGAGACGGCGCCAACAAGGAGAUCUUGGGCAUCAUUGUGUCGUACAAAGUGAAAGUGAAGCUGGUCGUCUCCCGGGGAGGUGACGUGGCCGUGGAGUUGCCUUUCACCCUCAUGCACCCGAAGCCGAAGGAGGAACCCUUGCACAGAGACGUUCCAGAAAACGAAGCUCCCGUUGACACAAACCUUAUCGAGCUGGACACAAAUGACGAUGACAUCGUUUUUGAAGACUUUGCCCGGCAGCGGCUCAAAGGCAUGAAGGACGAGAAGGAGGAAGACGAAGAGGGCACAAACUCUCCGCAGCUGAACGACAGAUAAACUGGAGCGCUCCCCCCCCCACCUCCAACUUCCUUCUCUUCGUUUCACAGUAUAAAACGCCGCCCGUGCACUAGGGCCGCUUCUCUUUUUGUAUAAGUCAUUUGUUUUCUAAGACGGUGCCCGAGAGCCCAGGCUGGGGGCCCCUUGGCCAUCUCGUGGGCAGCUGUGCCAACCACAGUUCCGCUGCCGGGUGCCGAGAGCGCAC